Molecule: messenger RNA, 756 nt
Organism: Carassius carassius (crucian carp)
Lineage: Eukaryota; Metazoa; Chordata; Actinopteri; Cypriniformes; Cyprinidae
Product: 26S proteasome non-ATPase regulatory subunit 9-like
Exons: 6
Coding region: 17-649 (210 amino acids)
Biological process (GO): proteasome regulatory particle assembly; proteolysis
Cellular component (GO): cytoplasm; nucleus
Molecular function (GO): protein binding
Source: RefSeq, a predicted model, not a curated record
CAGUUCAGCACUUCUCAUGAAAAUGACAGGGAAAAACAACGAUGUUGGGCCACGAGUUACUGAAGACGAUGUUCGACUUCUGAUAAAAAGAAAAGAUGACAUUGAAGAGCAAAUUAAAGCAUACAGCGACAUGCUCAAAACCGAAGGUGUAGGCAUGGACGCUCCUCUGGUUGAUGUGGAAGGCUUUCCUCAUGCAGAUGUGGAUUUGUACAAGGUCCGAACAGCAAGGCACAAUAUCUCUUGUUUACAGAAUGAUCACAAGGCUAUCAUGGUGGAGAUCGAGGAGGCCCUUCAUAAGCUGCAUGCCUCAGCAAGGAUCAAACCUGAGAAAGAUGAGAGAAAGAUGGAAGCCACUGAGGAGGCUGUGUCUCUUUCAGAUCCGUUUGCACUGCUGGACGCCGUCACACAGGGCUCUCCUGCUUUUCAGGCCGGUUUGCGCGUCGGUGAUGAGAUUAUAGAGUUUGGGUCUGUAAACACACAAAACUUCAGGAAUCUGCAUGACGUUGCUUCUGUUGUCCAACACAGUGAAGGGAAAUCCCUGCGUGUUGGAUUGCUUCGAAGUGGACAAGAAAUGCAUCUUAAUUUGACUCCGAAGCAAUGGUCUGGUAGAGGACUACUAGGGUGCAACUUGGUACCUCUCCACAGAUGACCAGUGAAGGACGAGGAUCUUUAUGCCAAACAUCACACCUUUUUUGCAGUGUAACUUUAAUUUUGCUUUUGCGUUCAUUGUAAAAUUGAGUUGAGUAAAUAAAUUAC